Messenger RNA from Epithele typhae, 1725 nucleotides. RefSeq lists its product as uncharacterized. Bases 1 to 1725 code for a protein of 574 amino acids. Lineage: Eukaryota; Fungi; Basidiomycota; Agaricomycetes; Polyporales; Epitheliaceae. The transcript has 2 exons. The record is from RefSeq and is a predicted model, not a curated record.
AUGGCUCCACAGCUAUUCCCUACUCCAUUUGCGUUCGGCUACCUCGAACCGCUCACCCUCGUCGAGCUGCGCAUGCUCUAUUACUCCUGCACAAUCCGCGCCAAGCCGUCGUGGUGGGAGAAGAUUCACGACCCAGAUAUCGUUGCGAAGUGGCAGGUGGAGAUGGUCGAGCACGACCGUGUCACCCACGAUAAUUUUUGGGGAGGAAGUCGCCGAUUCCGGGACCAGGACCGCAAAGGACACGUCAAAAGGUGGCCGCGAGACCCGUUGACCGAAGCCCAGAUUGAAUACAUCUUCGACGAGCUCGAGUAUGAGGCGGGGGAGCGCGACCCAGACACUGGGAUCUUCACGAGUGGCGUUCGGAGGGCGUGCGAGUCGCAUUCGCUCAUCGACGAUGCGCUCAAAGCGCAACUUGUGGAGUCUGUGGCUGCCUUCGAGCACGUUCCAGACGAUCAGAAGGACUGGCACCCUGGCUCUAACGGCCAGGUGCUUGACCUCGUCCACCCCUCUCUCUACCCUGUCUGCAUUGGCCGCACACACGUUCUCAAGCCCAAUCCCAGCGGGGGCGAUCCCGUGUUCGCACUGCUCGAGAAUCACCACUACCUCAAAGGACGACCCGACCUCGAAGACGAGGAAAGCUACGCGGUGUCGAAUGCCUACCAAUGGCUGCCGACAGACUUCGCCGUUACGGAUGACGGCGAGUCCGUCACCGCUCUCGGCUACAUCAACAACGUGCACCCCUCGCGGCACCGUACGCUCUACCCCGCCAUCACGUCGAUCAUCGCGCGCUUCAUCCCUAUGUUCGAGCGCGUGCUCUCCGACCUUGCGUCGCCCUCUAUAAUACAGAACGCGAUAACGAAUUACGAUGACUGGUACGCCGACCUCGAGGUCUCCGAGCCGGAGUACGACUCGGACGCGUCGGACAACGACACCUACGAGGAGCGCCUCGGCGAGUGGGAGCACCUGCACAAGUGGCCGCGCGUUCCUGAACCGCUUCCGUUCGAGCCCCCGUCAACCCACCUGCGCGUCGACUACCCGCUCACAGGGCGCACGGUCCAGGUGAUCGUCAAGCUCGCCAACAUCCACCUCACGCCCGAGAACCCGAGGUACCCCGGUGGGUCGUGGCACGUCGAGGGCAUGGCGAACGAGCGCAUCGUCGCGACCGGGCUCUACUACUACGCGAUGGAGAACAUCAAGGAGAGCCGGCUCGCGUUCCGGCACUGCAUGAGCGACGGCGACAACGGCAGCGGGUACGGGUACGAGGAGAACGACCACCGGGGAUGGAGCGUCGUCUUCGGGUUCGGGAACAACGACGGGCUGAACCAGCUGCUCGGGCACGUCGUCGCCGCGGAGGACAAGUGCGUCGCGUUCCCGAACGUCUACCAGCACCACGUCGAGCCAUUCGAGCUCGCGGACAAGGCGCGGGCUGGGCACCGCAAGAUACUCGCGUUGUUCCUCGUCGACCCGAACGUCCACAUUUUGUCGACGUCGGACGUGCCGCCCCAGCAGCGCGAUUGGGCGAUGAACGAGGCGGAGAAGGCACCGGGCCUGCAAAGCUUGCCGCGGGAGCUGUUCGACAUGGUCGUUGGCUUCGCGGAGGACGGGUUGAUGUCGCGGGAGGAGGCGGAGGGGCAUCGGGAGAAGCUGAUGAAGGAGCGGUCCGUGUUCGUCAAGAACCACAACGAGGAGACGUUUGAGCAGACGUUCAAUAUGUGCGAGCAUUGA